GUGAAGCUACCACCCUGCAUUUGGCUAAGGUUCGGGAGCCUAUAGUUGUCUGUGAAGGAAUUCUAAUGAUGGAUAGAAAUGCUAAACCAGAGAAUUGUUCUGUUGAGAGUUUCAGAUGCUGGACAACAUUUGAAAGGAAGGUUUUUGCAUUAAUGUUUUGGCCCAGUUUUUUAGCCCUCGGAAUAUAACUUUUGCACAUGAACUCUGUUUGGUGCGCAGACACUAUUGGAAAGCACCUUUCUAAAUUCAUCUGGCACUUAAUCAUCUUGGCCAGUCACAGAUAUACUUCCAGAGCCUAUGUGCUAGUAACUUGUUAUGUGAUGUGUCACUUAGACUUAAAUAUUUCUUUUUGAGAUAAUUUUUUGUUGACGUUGCAGUCUCUUCUGACUUAGUUCAAUUGAAAUAUUUUAGAAUAGUGGGAGUUUUUUUUUCCUUUGUGAAAGAUCCCCCCCCCCCGUAAUUAAGAAAAAUAAGCUAGGUUUAUAAAAAACAAGACCAACAAGACUUUUGAAUGGCAUCUCUGACCUCCCAUCCUACAGAAAUGUUGUUGGCAAUGAAGAAUCCUAACCCUAAGUUUUCAUUUCUUUCAAUGAAUCUACCCUCUUGUCAGACGGAAGGGUAUAAUUUCUUCCUUUGACCUGAACUAGUAGAUUUUGACAAAGAGAAUUUGUUUACGUAUAAAACUCCAAGAUUACUCCAGAGCAGGAGGAGGACUUUAAGUUUUCAGAAAGAGUUUUCAUUUGAAGAUAAAGAAGACUUUUCAAACAGCACUAAAGAUAUUGAUGCCAGUCUUUUAGCAGUAUUGCCAAAAGUUUCUGAAUUAAGAAAACUCUUUGAACCAAACAGACAGGAUAUUUUGGAAAUGAAAAGGAAAGAGAGGAUAGCUAGGCGUUUAGAAGGAAUUGAAAAUGAUGUUCAACCCGUUCUUUUGCAAAAUUGUCCCGGGUUGGUCACCCAUCGUUUGUUAGAAGAGGAUACACCAAGAUACAUGCGUGCAACUGAUCCAUAUAGCCCUCAUUUUGGAAGAUCAAAUGAAAAGGAAUUUUCAGACUCUCUACUAGAAAAUCAGCCUAGAUCCAGGCAUCAAGCAGAAUCCACCGCAGGAAAAACAAAACCCCCUUCUUACAGCCCCUUAGUCAUGGAUCCCCAAGGACUUGAAUCCAAAGCUGAGAGGAUAGCUAGGUACAAGGCAGAAAGACGUCGACAACUGGCUGAAAAGUAUGGACUCUCCAUCGAUUCAGAUGUGGAUUCAGAAUAUUUAUCCAAAUACACAAGGGCAAAGAAAGACCAAGAUGUGUCUGAGAAGAAAGUAUUGAAAAGUGGGAAAAAAGAGGAUGAAGGUAAAGAUCACACUUUUCCAUAUUCAUUGAGAUUUGAGAAUAAGGAGCUGAGGAAUACUACUUCUGAGUCAAAGGAGUUUCCUGGGCAUGAUGACAAAGAGAGUUCUCCGGAAAGAGAAAAACUUCAUUUGAAUGAAGACAGCGAACGAAAAGCCCCUGAAUCUAGCUUGAGCAAAUACAAUAUGCCCUCUGCAUCAGAGAAUUCCACAGGUUUCUCACUUCCGGGCUAUGACUUUUCCGUAAAUGAAGUGCCAAGUUUACCAAAACAAACUCAAAGUGUUUCCCUUUCCUCACCAAAGCUAGGAACAUCACUAAGUCCUUCCCUGAAUGACCCCAAAUUAAGUAGUACAGGGAAAACAAAAGCCGAUUGGUUUCUUCAGAAAGAUUCAGAUGGGGACACAACUUCACUGAUCAACUGGCCCUCCAGAGUAAAAGUUAGAGAGAAACUGGUGAAAGACGAAAGUGCUCGUGGAAGCCUUGAACUUCUCACAGACACUAUGUCUCAAAGAAAAUUUCUCCCAGUACCGGUUAAUGUUGUGCCUCUUCAGUCAGAAACAUCUGCUUUCCAUAGGGUUGCCAGUAAACCAUUUGAUUUAGCCUGCCAACCAGCUCAUGGCUAUGUUCAGCCUGCUGGAAUUGCUCAUACAGCCCAAUUGGUGGCACCUGAAGAACCGGAAAGAAAUCCCACUAACAGGAUUCCCAUACAGGCCAAUGCCAGCUUCAUAACUAGAUUCCCACCAGAUGCUAUGAUGGACAAUGAGAAAUGUCCCUUGAUUAAGAAAUAUGGAUCAUCCAAGCUUGAUUAUUCUGGAUUGGAGGCUGAGAAGGAAAGACAAGCAGUUCGACCUUCGGAGUUGCACAGGCAAAUGAAGAGUAGAGAGGCCUACUGUGGAGAAGAUGGAUUGAAGAAGGAUUCAAUUGUGAAGCUAAAGUCUGUGAAAGUUGAGAAGGAUCUAAAGAGCUUUAAGGAGUGGAUGCCUGAACCUAAGAUGAAGAUUCAUGAGAAUGUUGAGAAAACCGAAAAGGUUAUGUAUCUUCGAAGUGCUAGAGGGAGUAUUCAGGCCCCUGAAGAAAUUACUGUGAAACCUAAAUUCCUUACACGCUCCCUAUCUGAUCACACUGGAUCUCCUAAACUAGAAGUUUUCAAAAGUAAACAGCAUGUUGCAAAGAACAUCAUGCAGUUUCAAAGCAUUGAAGGAAAGAUCCCCAAUGGUGAGAUUUCUGUGGUUGAUACAAAAGUCUCUGUGGCCCAACUCCGUAAUGCCUUUUUGGAAACUGCUAAUGCCAAGAAGAAACCUGAACUUGGGUCUCAGUGUGAGAUGCAAACAUCAGGUACUGAUUUGUCGAGCAGUGCUCAAAGCGAAAAAAGGUCACGAAAGCCAAGGCGGUAUUUUUCUCCUGAGGAAAAUAGAAAGACUUCUGAGAGAUUUAGGACUCAACCCAUAACUUCAGCAGAGCGAAAGGAAACAGAUCGGUCCACUUUUAAUCCAGAAAUGCCAUCUCCUGAAGAUGAAGAGAAAUUAGAUGAAAGAGCUAAGCUGAGCGUUGCUGCAAAGAGGUUGCUUUUCAGAGAAAUGGAAAAAUCACUUGAUGAUAAAAGUGUUCCAAAACCACAUUCAAGAAAUUCUGCUGUGGAGAGAAGAUUAAGACGGAUGCAAGACAGAUCACACACGCAACCUGUUACAACGGAAGAGGUGGUCAUUGCUGCUACUGAAUCUACCCCUGCCUCAUGUACUGUGAAUACCCACAUUGUAGUGGCAAGAAUACCUAAUCCCACUAUAGUUAAGAGCACUGUACAUCCUACCAGGUUGCAAGCAUCUGCCCACCAAAAAACAUCAGCCAGAGAAGAAAUAAAGGAAGCCAAAGAUACUGCUGAGCAAGAUCAGUCUGGAGAACCAGAUUCUUCAACCCUGAGUUUGGCUGAAAAGAUGGCCUUAUUUAAUAAAUUGUCUCAACCGAUAACAAAGGCAGUCUUUGUAAAGAAGAGAGGGGAUCUUAGACAGAGGAGAUCGAAAGCUCGUUAUCAAACUCAGCCUGUCACUCUUGGAGAAGUUGAGCAGGUACAAAGUGACAGUGAGAAGAUCACUCCUCUGUCUCCAACUACCAUAACAUCUGUAUCAAACAUGGUAUCUGCCUUAUCACCAUUAUUUAGUAAAGAUCUCCAUCUGAAGGCAGCAGAAGAUCCGAUGGUCGGUAAAUCUGAUUUCAAAUGCCACUCUUCAAUGGAAAGCAUGGAUUUGUCAUUAAAAAACACCCUGAAAACAGAAUUGUGGCAGCCUUCAUUAGAAAUAAGAGAGAACAAUCAGCAGUUGAGAGACCAUGAAGAAGCAGAGCCCAAAGAAUUUGCAAAAUGGGAAAUGAAUGGUGUAAGAAAGCAUAGCUCCUUUGAGGAAGAGCCCCCACAUCCUGUUCCUGAUAAAACAGUGGACUACAACAAAGAGAUAAAAUAUGCAUUUCCAAGAAAAAACAGCAUGGAAUUGCUUAGCCCACACUCUCUUUGUGAGCGUACUGAAGAAAAGGUCACUGACAUCCUGCCAGAGAAACAAGGAGUCAAAGGGCAGUCCUUUGAGGAGAUGAUGGAGUAUGAAGGGAUUGCCAUGGACUCAACACUGCCAAAAGAGAUUGGUGAACCAUCUUCAGAGUUUAGAGCAGCUGCAACAGAAAGUGCUUCUCAAUCAGCAGCAAUGCUAUCCUGUAGGCAACAGGAAACCUUUGAGCUGUUAGGAAAAGAAGGCUUUAGUGACAGUAAAGCUGAAAUAACAGAGGACACCCUUGAUGCAUCCAGCAAAACUAUGUCCAUUAAAGAAAGCAAGGAAGUAACAUUUGCAGGCUGCAUGAAGAACGGGGACUACAGGCUGGCACUCCUAAAGAAGAGUGGUGAGGAAGACUGGAGAAACAGAUUGAAUAAAAAAACGGAGUAUGGACGAGCAUCGGGCACUGAACGUGGCCCUCAGCUACAGGAGAAGGAGCAACUAUUUACGAAAAAGGAAGAAGGAGGAAGUUCAGAUGCUAAAGCCAUAUCUAAGCUGCUUUGGGAACCUGUCUAUGCUUCUACUUAUUCUCCUGCUAUACUUGCUGCCCAUAAACUUCAUUCCUUCAUACCUAUUAAUCAGGUCAAUAGUGCUAGUUUGAGACAGCCAACCUCCCUGGAGCUUGUACAUCACCCUUGGAGAUGGAAGAAGGAUGUGGAUAGCUGUGAAAAUCAAAUGACAAUUGAAGAAAGAAAGCAGUUAAUAAGUGUUCGAGAAGAAGCUUGGAAAGCUAAAGGCAAAGGAGCAUCAAAUGAUUCGACCCAGUUUACAGUGGCUGGCAGAAUGGUAAAGAAAGGCUUAGCAUCACCAACUGCUAUCAGUCCAGUGACAUACCCUUUCUGCAACAGACUAAAAUCAACCACAUCUAUUUCAAAACCCCUGGAAGAAAUUGAAGCAAGACCAGAUAUGCAGUUAGAAUCAGACAUGAAGUUGGAUAAACUGGAAACUUUCUUAGGAAGGCUCAACAACAAAGUUGCUGGAAUGCAGGAGACUGUCUUGACAGUCACAGGAAAAUCUGUGAAAGAAGUAAUGAAAUUGGAUGACGAAGAAACGUUUUCCAAAUUUUACCGAUGCACGAAUUUUCCACCUCCCUCUUUGCCUGUGGAGUUGGAUGAAGACUUUGAUGCCAUAUUUAAUCUUGAUUUGCCAAAGUUGAUUUCUUCAGUAACAGAGCACAAACGGGCCGUGAGGCCUACACGCAGAGUCCAGGCUUCCAAGAAUCCUUUAAAAAUGCUAGCAGCAAGAGAGGACAUUCUUCAUGAAUACACGGAGCAGAGAUUAAAUGUGGCGUUCAUGGAGUCAAAGCGGAUGAAAGUUGAAAAAAUGUCUGGAAACUCAAAUUUCUCAGAAGUAGCACUUGCUGGUUUAGCGAGUAAAGAGAACUUCAGCAAUAUUAGUCUACGUAGUGUCAAUUUGACGGAGCAGAAUUCAAACAACAGUGCAGUCCCAUACAAGAAGCUGAUGCUCUUACAGAUCAAAGGAAGAAGACAUGUCCAAACUAGAUUAGUUGAACCAAGGGCUUCAUCACUUAACAGCGGUGACUGUUUCUUGCUACUCACGCCACAGUUUUGCUUCCUGUGGGUAGGAGAGUUUGCAAACAUCAUAGAAAAAGCCAAGGCUUCAGAGCUUGCAGCUUUAAUUCAGACAAAGCGAGAACUUGGCUGCAGAGCUCCUUAUAUACAGACCAUAGAAGAAGGCAUCAAUACUCAUACUCAUGCAGCCAAAGAAUUCUGGAAACUCCUUGGUGGGCAAACAAGCUAUCAGGAGGUUGGAAGACCAGAGGAAGAUGAGAUGUAUGAAGCUGCAAUAAUAGAAACAAAUUGCAUUUACCGGCUUGUUGAUGAUAAACUUAUUCCUGAUGACGACUACUGGGGGAAGAUGCCAAAGUGUACAUUGCUAAACUCAAAAGAGGUCUUGGUGUUUGACUUUGGUAGUGAAGUAUAUGUUUGGCAUGGGAAAGAGGUCACACUAGCACAAAGGAAAGUUGCCUUCCAGUUAGCCAAACACUUAUGGAAUGGGACUUUUGACUACGCCAAUUGUGACAUCAAUCCCUUAGAUCCUGGUGAAUGCAAUCCUCUUAUUCCAAGAAAAGGACAAGGGCGGCCAGACUGGGCUAUUUUUGGCAGACUCACAGAACACAAUGAGACAAUACUAUUUAAAGAAAAAUUUCUUGAUUGGACUGAAUUGAAGAAACUUGCUGAGAGGAAUUCCACUGAAUUCCCUCAGAAGGAAGAAACCAGAUCUGACACAAAACCAUAUGAUGUCAUGCUCAUGGUCCCCGUCCCCCAGGCAACCGUUGGCACUGUCUUGGAUGGGAUAAAUAUUGGCCGUGGAUAUGGUUUCAUUGAAGGAGACGAUGGGAGACAAUUUGAAAUUAUCACUAUCUCUGUGGACGUCUGGCACAUCUUGGAAUUUGAUUAUAGUAGGCUUCCUAAACAAAGUAUUGGGCAAUUUCAUGAAGGCGACACAUAUGUUGUCAAGUGGAAAUACCUAGUAAGCACUUCAGUUGGAAGCAGACAAAAGGGAGAUUUACAGACGAGGGUCGUUGGCAAAGAGAAAUGUGUAUAUUUCUUUUGGCAAGGGAGACAUUCUACUGUCAGUGAGAAGGGGACUUCGGCCUUGAUGACCGUGGAACUUGAUGAAGAAAGAGGAGCUCAGGUGCAAGUUCUUCAAGGAAAAGAGCCUCCAUGUUUUCUUCAAUGUUUUCAAGGUGGAAUGAUUGUUCAUACAGGAAGAAGGGAAGAGGAAGAAGAAAAUACACAAAGUGAUUGGCGACUGUAUUGCGUUCGAGGAGAAGUUCCUGUUGAAGGGAACUUGCUUGAAGUAGCCUGCCACUGCAGCAGCCUGAGAUCUAGGACUUCAAUGAUUGUUCUCAAUAUCAACAAAGCCCUUAUUUAUUUGUGGCAUGGAUGCAAAGCCCAGCCACAUACGAAGGAAGUAGGAAGAACAGCGUCCAACAAAAUAAAAGAACAAUGUCCGUUGGAAGCAGGAUUGCACAGUAGUAGCAAAGUGACAAUACAUGAAUAUGAUGAAGGAACAGAGCCAAUGGGAUUCUGGGAUGCCUUAGGAAGAAGAGACCGAAAAGCCUAUGACUGCAUGUUGCAAGAUCCUGGAAAGUUUAAUUUUACACCUCGCCUAUUUAUCUUUGGAAGUUCAUCAGGAGAAUUUUCAGCCACUGAGUAUAUUUAUCCAUCAAGAGACCCUUCUGUGGUUAAUUCCAUGCCCUUCCUUCAGGAAGACCUCUACACAGCCCCUCAGCCAGUUCUCUUCCUUGUUGACAAUCACCACGAAGUAUACCUCUGGCAAGGUUGGUGGCCAGUCGAAAACAAAAUCGCAGGAUCUGCCCGAAUCCGGUGGGCUUCAGAUAGGAAAUGUGCCAUGGAGACUGUCCUACAGUACUGUAAAGGAAAGAACGUGAAGAAUCCUCCUAAAUCUUAUCUAAUCCAUGCUGGUCUUGAGCCUUUGACAUUUACUAAUAUGUUUCCCAGCUGGGAACACAGAGAUGACAUUGCUGAAAUCACCGAAAUGGAUGCUGAAGCUUCUAAUCAGAUCAUCCUGGUAGAAGAUGUGCUGGCCAAGCUGUGCCAAAAGUUUUAUCCACUUGCUGAUCUCUUAGCAAGGCCUCUCCCUGAGGGAGUGGACCCCCUUAAUCUUGAAAUCUACCUUUCAAAUGAGGACUUUGAGACUGCAUUACAGUUAACUAGAGAAGAAUACAACACACUGCCUUCCUGGAAGCAGGUGAACCUCAAAAAGGCAAAAGGGCUUUUCUGAAAGAGCCAGAAUUGUCGUCAUGGGCUGGAGCUGGAGUGGAACAUGACCUGUUGACAUUUUCUGCACCUCUUGGCCAAAGUAGUGUGCCCGUUUUCACCCUCAAAAGAAAGAUUCUGCCUGAAGUUACUAGGCUCUGCUAUCUGUUCUGAAGUCACACCAUAAUGUAAGUGUGCAAGAAGCAUCUUUGGAAGACAUUUGGUGGGCAACAACUCCAAAGUGCAGGCCAGAUUUAGACAUUAUGUUUUCUGUACUCUGAACAGGAACUUUUCUGAUUGCUGAUCCUUUGGCUACCCACACUACGUGUCAUUUGGGUUUUGAAAAUGCUCUUUUUGUAAAGUGUUAUUUUGUUCAAGCUGUGGAUUUUCAAAAGGAUUUGUAUUUAUGUAAACGCAUAGGAGAAGGAUGUAUUUAACAAUGCAGUUUGUAUUAUUCAUUUUCAAUACUUUUGUAAAGAAAGUUCCAGGAAAGUAGCUAGACUUAUUAUUAUCUUGUAUUAUGGCUGAUUUUAUGCUCUCUCUCUCUCUCUCUCUCUCCUCUCGCUCUCUCUCUCUCUCUCUCUCUCUCUCUCUCUCUCUCUCUCUCUCUCUCUCUCUCUCUCUCUCUCUCUCUCUCUCUCUCCCUCUCUCCCUCUUCCUCUCCCUCCCUCCCUCCCUCCUUCCCUCAUUCUGAGUGUUUUCAUUGCAAAAGUAUUAGUCUCAGAGCUAUUUCAGCUGCUAAACUGAACCAAGAAUUAUCAUAAACAUUUCUAGAAAAUCUCACUGAAUCCAAAUUUAUAUCCCAAAAAUGUAUAGUGCCUUGUUUUUUUGUUGUUGUUGAUGUACAGUUUAUAUACCAAAACAAUUGGCCUGCUUUUUAAAAUGACUCAGAACAUACUCUACUUUUAUAAUAGUAGAAACAAAAAAAACCUCAGUUUAUAAUAAUGUGGCAAACAUAAACCAUCUUUUGUAAUAAAGACUUAAAGCAAGGCUUCAGAAUAAAUUUUUAGCAAUGGACUGGCUCCUUAUUCUCUCCUUUGCCAUCUUAAGUAGAUAACUGGAUGGUGCAUCUUGAUUUAUGAAUUACUGUGGAAAAUGUCUGCAUUGCCCUGAGAGCAGACCAGCAAAAUGCCUUUAGGAAAAAUAAAUAAACCCAUAGACUCUUUUCAUCCAUUUUCAUGACUAAAACUGUUCUAUGCAGGCAAUAAAGAUUUCUGAUUGUACAUUUUAAAAUGUCAUAAGUUAGGGGCUGAUCUGUAUAUAAAAACUGGGUGCCUAUGUUACAGAUUACCCUGUAUACUAAAAGCUCUCUAAUUAAAUCAAAAUGAUGUGCCCUCACAACUAGCGGCUUUCAUCUCAUGGGAGUUGAAGUCCAAUAAGAUCAUGAUAAUAGAAUAAGGUCUUGGCCAUUAAGUCCUCUCCCUCAGAGUCAAUCUUUAUUAUGUCUUUUAUCACUAAUAGUACCACAACUGUGUGGCACAUAGAGUCAAGUAACUUUCUAGCUGUUAUUUGUAGGGAAAAGGAGGCUAAGGAACAAAUAUUUUUUUUAGAAAAUAGCCUUCAAUGAGCAGAUAAACAUUACUUUCUGGGAAUGGUUUAAAAUAGCAUUGCAAUGGAAUAUAUAUGAAAUAUAACAUUUUUGGUACUCCAGAUUUAGAAUAUGUGUGAUUAACCUAAGUCCCAUUAAUUUUGAUGAUCCAUAAGCAUGAUAUAUGUCUGGAUCCAACUCAGACUCUUGUGUCAACUUUUCCUCAUAUGUAAAGCUGUAAGCAUAAUUUAUUGUGUGUUCAGUAACGCAAAUGGUGGCUACAUAAAUUUAAUUUGAAGUUCAGAUUCAGUCCAUGAAACAUCUGGCUAAACCUUGAUUCUGGCAAGCUUCUGUGAAAUGUCAAACUUGCAAAGGGAUUAUUUCAUUAUGAGAAAUUAAUGAAUCCCUAUUUCUGUGGCAUUAAAUUUAGUAUUGAUUUGAACAAAAGAUGUUUGACCACGUUUGUAUACUCUGUAAGCCUGUAAUGUUUAUUCUAAUACACAAGAUGUUUCUCUCCUUUUUCUCUGCAACAUCACAAAUAAAGUAUUCAAUUUUUAGCUUUUAA
This is a messenger RNA of Crotalus tigris (Tiger rattlesnake), 9710 nucleotides long. RefSeq names its product supervillin (gene SVIL). Gene Ontology annotation, molecular function: actin filament binding; phosphatidylinositol-4,5-bisphosphate binding. Lineage: Eukaryota; Metazoa; Chordata; Lepidosauria; Squamata; Viperidae. The transcript has 43 exons. Gene Ontology annotation, biological process: cytoskeleton organization; actin polymerization or depolymerization; barbed-end actin filament capping. The record is from RefSeq and is a predicted model, not a curated record. Gene Ontology annotation, cellular component: cytoplasm; actin cytoskeleton. The coding region runs from base 863 to 7642 and encodes 2259 amino acids.